Saprolegnia parasitica CBS 223.65 is the source of this 1185-nucleotide messenger RNA. RefSeq lists its product as hypothetical. NCBI's taxonomy places the organism in Eukaryota, Oomycota, Saprolegniomycetes, Saprolegniales, Saprolegniaceae. The transcript is spliced from 7 exons. The record is from RefSeq and is a predicted model, not a curated record. The coding region runs from base 1 to 1185 and encodes 394 amino acids.
AUGACCACCGAGCAGCAGCAGCGCGUCCUCCUGCGUAUCAAGCGCAAGCGCACGGACGACCCCGUCGAGCGCCUCGUCGUACACUCCCACCACCAAGUGCUUCUGAAGAAGUCCAAGCUCGAAGAUGCUCUCGAGAGCCUGUCGCUCAAGCCGGAUCCUUCGGCGACAACGACAACGACCGAGCCCGAGACAGCACCCGUGUCGGUCAUUCUCUUCACCCGCAUCGACACGAUGGCGAGUACGACAGACGACAAGAUGCGCCAGCGACUGGCCAAGACGAUGCAAAAGCAUCAUCUUGACCGGUCCAAGAAGACGACAGCGACCACGCUCGAGUCCCGCUCCAAUCUCGCGCAGCAGCGCAAGGACAAGCGUCUCGAGCGCGUUGCGAAGGGCCGUGGUCUCAACCUCGUCGACGUGGCCUUGCCGACAACGACCACAAAGACGACGUCGGCCAGCACACCGCUUGCAGUGAACGGCGCCGAGCUCAAGGCCAAGGCGCUCAAGCGCGUGAUGAACCCGCUGGAGCGUCAAGUUGACGAAGCGAUCUGGACGGCGUUCAAGCGCAACGACUUUAACGGCGGCUCGAUCCUCAUGGCCGCCGCCAUGCACAACCGCACCGACGUCAUCGAAGCCCUCCUCGUGAUCCACUCGAAGCACGUGGCGCUGCAGGACUACAACGGCAAGACCGCCGCCGACUUUGCCGAGGACCAUGGCCACGCAGCGGCGGCGACGGCGCUGCGCGCGUGCGAAGCCGUCGAGGACGACAAGCAGUACGUGUACGACGUGUACAGCAUCGACCUCUCGGCGACCAAGCAGCUGAGUGCGCCGGCCGAGCUCGAGAACGUUCCCGUGGUUGAAGUCAGCACCUCGGUCGAGAAGUGGCUCAUGUACGAGGCGCAAGGCGACAUGGAUUCAGCGGAGCGCGAGCUGCAUUUUGAUGCGAGCGACAGCGACAAGGACGACCAGCACGAGGACGACGUCGACUCAAACGACGAAGGCUACGUCUUUAACGACUACCCGGACGAAGAGUCAUCGGACGAAGACGUCAACGACGCGGCCUCCGAUGCCUCGGACGAGUGGCAGGCGGCGUGGCAGCGCAACGACCGCCACCUGAAAGACUCGGACGACCCGUGGUCGGCGGCGCACGCGCACCGCGACGACUACGAAGCCGACGGCGACUACUAA